AUGAGAACGCUCAUGAUCCUAGUGAGCAUUUUCCUGGAAAUACAUCUUCAUUUCAUUGGGAGCCAGGCGGAGCAUCAGCGAUCGUUAAGCGCCGGCAACGAAGUGGUGCCGUUAAAGGGGCCCGAGGAUAAAGGCGAAGAUGUCAUCGAGGGUCCUAUCAGGGAGGUCCUCGCACAAAGCGGAAGCACCGCGAAUUUGCCGUGCAAAAUCACCGAUGCAGGCGCUGGAACCAUUACAUGGAUGAAACGCAGAGACAGACGGUUAUUAACCGUCGGCACCACUACCCAUUCGAUCGACAAUCGAUUUGUCGUGAUGCAUUCGAGUACUGAUUGGUCGCUUCAGAUACGAGCGGUUACACUUCAGGACGCGGGUAUAUACGAGUGCCAGAUAACGUCGCACCCGGUACAACGGAACUUCGUACACUUGAAGAUCACGGAAGCGUACUCGAUCAUACCGGGCGCGCCUGAUUUGCAUGUGAAGCAAGGUUCGAGCCUGCGGCUCGAGUGUCAACUCCUGGCAGCCGCGGAAUCGCCCCUCUACGUUUUCUGGUAUCGUCAGGGGCAUAUGAUCAAUUAUGACGAGGAGCCAGGCGUGAAAGUCGAGCUGACCAAGAGCGGCUCGAUUUUAAUGGUGAACAAAACGAAGCCGACGCACGAAGGGAAUUAUACGUGCGCGCCGAGCAACGCCAGGCCCGCAUACGUGAUGGUACACGUGCUCGAAGAGGAGGAGAAGCCGGCAGCGAUGCACGGCGGGGACAGAAGGAACCGCGGCCCGAGAAUUUCCCCGAGCAACUUCCUCGUGUCCUUAUUGGCGGUCGUCAGCUGGAGGAUACCGAGCCUCACCGGCCUCUAUCCGACGUGA
Habropoda laboriosa is the source of this 861-nucleotide messenger RNA. Its product is annotated as neural cell adhesion molecule 2-like. The transcript is spliced from 5 exons. NCBI's taxonomy places the organism in Eukaryota, Metazoa, Arthropoda, Insecta, Hymenoptera, Apidae. The record is from RefSeq and is a predicted model, not a curated record. Gene Ontology annotation, biological process: synapse organization. Gene Ontology annotation, cellular component: neuron projection membrane. Bases 1 to 861 code for a protein of 286 amino acids.